Aspergillus alliaceus is the source of this 1248-nucleotide messenger RNA. RefSeq names its product major facilitator superfamily domain-containing protein. Gene Ontology annotation, molecular function: transmembrane transporter activity. The coding region runs from base 1 to 1248 and encodes 415 amino acids. Gene Ontology annotation, biological process: transmembrane transport. Lineage: Eukaryota; Fungi; Ascomycota; Eurotiomycetes; Eurotiales; Aspergillaceae. The record is from RefSeq and is a predicted model, not a curated record. The transcript has 8 exons.
AUGACCAUAGCUCUCUUCACGGACACGUUUCUUACCAGCUUCAUCGUUCUAAUCCUUCCGUAUAUAAUCGAAAGUCGUGCGAGCUCCUGGCUUUUAGCUGAGAGCGCGGCAGUAAGCGUAAUAGUCCGCAUUCCGUUAGGACAUUUGGCAGACAAAUCCACCUCUACGCGCAACUGGCUACUAUGGGCGCUAGUAAUUGCACUACUGAGUAGUAUAACUAUAGCACUUGGACCAUCUUUAUCUUUCUUAUUCCUAGGUCGAUUGAUACAGGCACUUGCCAGUAGUAUUAUGUGGGUUGCGGGGCUCACAACGGUCACACAGAAUGUCCAAAUUCAACAUAUCGGGAUGGUCUAUGCGAUUGUAUCUAUGGCAAUCGGGGCAGGCACCUCGGCUGGUCCUAUGCUGUCCGGAGUGUUGUUUCAGCUCGCCAGCUACUGGGCUGCUUGGUCUAGUGCAUUUGCAGUCAUUGCUGCCGAUAUUGCCUUUCGUCUAUUAAUGUUGGAGAAUCCCCGUCCGAAUGAAAACUGUGUCCUGAUGUCGUACUAUGCAGAAGCUACCACGGGCGAUUCUUGUCCACAUGGGAGCUCGGAUUCUGAACGGGUGCCGUUUCUUAGAGACAAGGACGAUGACUCUACAACUAUGUCAGACAAACCGGCUCCACCAAGCUUUUACAGGUGUGUCUUCAGUAAACCAAACUUUGUCGGUGGUGUUUACUCCAGCUUUAUAUUUGGCCUCUUGCUUACAGCUUUUAAUGCCACCCUACCCUUGCAUGUUCGCGAGGUCUUCCACUCGGGCGGUAUGCCGUCCGGUCUGCUGUUUGCUGCCCUACAAGCCCCACGCAUCGUGAUGGCUCCAUUGGUCGGAUGGUUAAAGGAUCGUGUGGGAACACGCUUUCCUACAGUUUUUGCUUUCGUAGGCCUCACGCCAUUGAUACUUUUUUUGGGGGUUCCGGGAAAUGAACAAUUCGCCGUGGCGAAUACAAGUCAGCGAGGACAAGUUAUGUAUGUGGUGCUUAUGAUCUUCAUCGGGUUUGAAUUUGCCUUUUUAAAUAACGCCGGCGCAAUCGAAGCCAUGAUGACGGUGACACGAGCUCUAGCAAUGGUUAGUGUCGCCUGGACUAUGGGGACCUGUGUGGGUCCCAUCUCGGCGGGAGCCCUUAAUGAGACGUUUGGUUACUUUGUGUUGAACUGCGUUGUUGCCACCCAAGGCCACUGGGUGGUUUCAGAUUUUCAGGAUAGCCUGGAUUAA